AUGUCGAAUAGUUUGGAUGAUGGUCAUAUUCGACAUGAAUUUCGUUCAAUUUUAAAUAUUCUUAUUCAUUUUUCAUUUUCACUUACUCAAUUAGUUACUGUACUUGCUAUAUUAGGUUUACUAAUAGCAUUAAUAGUGACUCAAACAUGUGCAUAUCGUUUUGGUAUUGGUUUCUGGUCAUUUCCUUUCUUACUUAUUUCUCCGCUUAGUAUUUGGUUAGUUAUAUGGCGACGUAGUUCAAUAUCUUGUCUUAUAAUCGAUCAAAUUGGAUUCGUUUGUUCAACAUCUUCAUUAAAUUCUUCUUAUGUUAUAUUAAAUAGUUCAUUCAUUGGUAUAGCUGGUCUUUUUAAAUUAUUUAAUUAUGGUGAAGUUAUUUUACUUUAUAUACUUUUUCGAAAUAAUGAUCAAACAUCAACAAUAUUUAUUGAAGAAUAUUAUGAAAGAGAUCAUUCAUUUAUAUCAGAUGCUAAAAAUAUUAAUGUAUGGCGUUCAUGA
Rotaria sp. Silwood2 is the source of this 495-nucleotide messenger RNA. The record is from the annotation of a GenBank genome assembly. Lineage: Eukaryota; Metazoa; Rotifera; Eurotatoria; Philodinida; Philodinidae.